This is a messenger RNA of Malaya genurostris, 689 nucleotides long. It is a transcript of the gene RpL12, whose product is annotated as large ribosomal subunit protein uL11. The transcript is spliced from 3 exons. Lineage: Eukaryota; Metazoa; Arthropoda; Insecta; Diptera; Culicidae. Gene Ontology annotation, biological process: translation. The coding region runs from base 123 to 620 and encodes 165 amino acids. Gene Ontology annotation, cellular component: ribosome; cytosolic large ribosomal subunit. Gene Ontology annotation, molecular function: large ribosomal subunit rRNA binding; structural constituent of ribosome. The record is from RefSeq and is a predicted model, not a curated record.
UGUCAAAAGAGAUACUGCUGUCAAAAGUUUAACUCCUUUUCCGACAUUUAGUCAUCGUGUGAACACACUUUUGUGUGAUUUGUGGAGUAUUACUUAUAAUUCGGCGAUAACUGUGAACUAAAAUGCCACCAAAAUUUGACCCGAACGAAAUCAAGCACGUCUAUUUGAGAUGUGUUGGAGGUGAAGUUGGUGCUACAUCGUCUCUGGCACCUAAAAUUGGUCCUCUUGGUUUGUCCCCGAAAAAGAUUGGUGAUGAUAUUGCUAAGGCUACCGGAGACUGGAAAGGUUUGAAAAUUACAGUUUGCCUGACCAUCCAAAACCGGCAAGCGCAAAUAUCUGUUGUCCCAUCUGCAGCCUCGCUUAUUGUUAAAGCAUUGAAGGAACCACCUCGGGAUAGAAAAAAGGUCAAAAACAUCAAACACAGUGGCAAUAUUACGUUUGAUGAAGUGGUCAAUAUUGCACGAGUAAUGCGGCCCCGUUCAAUGGCUCGGGAGCUUUCUGGCACUUGCAAAGAAGUGUUGGGUACGGCUCACAGCGUCGGAUGCACGAUUGAUGGCCGUGCACCGCAUGACGUUAUUGAGGAUAUCAAUAGCGGAGCUGUCGAAUGUCCCUCGGAGUAGCUUUGUUUUAAGGGAAUGUAAAACUAAAAUGCUUAAAACAGGUUCAAUAAAUUUAUUAAACUAAUUCAA